Molecule: messenger RNA, 4741 nt
Organism: Colossoma macropomum (tambaqui)
Lineage: Eukaryota; Metazoa; Chordata; Actinopteri; Characiformes; Serrasalmidae
Product: NACHT, LRR and PYD domains-containing protein 12-like
Exons: 9
Coding region: 215-3319 (1034 amino acids)
Molecular function (GO): protein binding
Source: RefSeq, a predicted model, not a curated record
UUGGUUGGUGCGCGCGCCCAGGUGAGCAGGAGCUGAACCGGAUCAAAGCGGUUUAAAGUUUCAGUCUGAUUCAGAGAAACUAGACUCACCUGAUCUCAGCUACGAGUCCAUGAAGAGUCAGUGAUCCACCAUGAAGAUCCAGAGAGGAGGACGGUUCUACUGAGAGAGCAGCAUCUCCAGUGUCCAGCUGUGUGUGGAGAGUAAAACCUCAGUGAUGGAGCAUCACUCCAGCAGUGGAGGAAGAACCUCUGAUUCAAAAGUGAAGCGUGCAGCAUCUCCAGAACCCAGCUGUGUGUCUAUGAAGAGUGACGGGUCCAUGGGGGAACCUCUUAAUUUCAGCAGAGGAGGAGGAGAACCCAGCUGUGUGUCUAUGAAGAGUGACUGGUCCAUGGGGGAACCUCAUAAUUUCCGCAGAGUAGAAGGAGAACCCAGCUGUGUGUCUAUGAAGAGUGGCUGGUCCAUGGAGGAACCUCUUAAUUUCAGCAGAGGAGGAGGAGAACCCAGCUGUGUGUCUAUGAAGAGUGACCAGUCCAUGGUGUUACCAGCACAGUCCAGUGGAGGGAGAGGAACCUCUGACUCAGGGCAGCACGCCACACAAACAGCACUGCAGAUAAACACUCUGGCAGAUAUUCACCAACCAGUGGAUGACGUCCUUCACAGAGUCUUAGAGAGACACAAAACCAGAAUGAAGAAGAAGUACAAGAGCUUAUUUGAGGGAAUCAGAACAGAAGAGAAUAAAACCCUCCUGAACAGGAUUUACACACAGCUCUGCAUCAUAGAGGGAGAGAGUGAAGGAGUGAAUGAAGAACAUGAGGUUCUACAGAUGGAGAAAACAUCCAGGAGACACUUACAAGACUCUCCAAUCAACUGCUUAGACAUCUUUAAACCUCUACCAGGUCCUGGAGGAGAAACACAAGAAGAGAACAUUAGAGCUGUGAAGGCUGACAGUCUCAGACACAAAGAAAGAAAAGAAGAUAACAGACCAAAAGAGCCAGAGCUCAGAAGUGUUCUGACUAAAGGCAUCGCUGGAAUUGGAAAAACUGUCUCUGUGCAGAAGUUCAUUCUGGACUGGGCUGAAGGAAAAGCCAAUCAGGAUGUGGAGCUCAUGUUUGUGCUUCCGUUCCGGGAGCUGAACCUGAUUAAAGAUGAUCAAUAUAGUCUUCAUGGACUUCUGUGUGACUUCCAUCCUGAGCUCAAAGAUCUGGACCCAGAGAUUUAUGAUCAGCUCAAAGCUGUGUUUAUAUUUGAUGGUCUGGAUGAAAGUAGAAUUCCACUGAACUUUGAACAGUGUGAGAAAGUAUCUGACAUCACCAUGACAUCAUCAGUGGGUGUGUUGAUGACAAACCUCAUCAAAGGAGAGCUGCUUCCCUCUGCUCUGAUCUGGAUAACCUCCCGACCAGCAGCAGCCAAUCAGAUCCCUCCAAAAUACAUCAAGCGUUCGACAGAAAUUCAGGGAUUCAGUGACCCACAGAAGGAGGAGUACUUCAGGAAGAGGAUCAGUGAUGAAGACCAAGCCAAGAGAAUCAUCUCCCACAUUAAGACAGCGAAGAGCCUCCACAUCAUGUGCCACAUUCCAGUCUUCUGCUGGAUCUCAGCCACUGUUCUUCAGCAAAUCAUCAAACAGAGUCAUACAGAAAUCCCUAAAACUCUGACUGAAAUGUACUCACACUUCCUGAUCACUCAGACAAACAUGAAGAACAAGAAGUAUGAGGAGAAAGACAAGAGAGACCCAAAGAACCUGCUGGAGUCCAACAGAACCAUUCUGCUGAAACUGGCUGAACUAGCUUUCAAACAGCUAAUGAAGGGCAAUGUGAUGUUCUAUGAAGAGGACCUGAGAGAGAGCAGCAUUGAUGUUCCUGAGGCCUCAGUGUAUUCUGGGAUUUUCACUGAGAUCUUUAGGGAGGAAUGUGUGCUUUACCAGAGGAAGGUCUACUGCUUUGUUCAUCUGAGCUUUCAGGAGUUCCUGGCUGCUGUUUAUGUGUUUCACUGCUAUGAGAGGAAAAACAAGAAGGAACUUCAGAUAUUUAAACCACUAAAGAGUGAGUGGUCUAAGUAUGAGCUACUGGAUGAGGUUCUGAUGGGAGCAGUGAAUAAAGCUGUACAGAGUCAAAAUGGACACCUGGAUCUUUUCCUCCGUUUCCUGCUGGGCAUCUCACUGAAGUCCAAUCAGAGACGCCUACAGGGUCUACUGACCCCAACACAGAGCAGCUCAGAGAGAACCAGAGAGUACAUCAAGAGUUUAAUCAAAGGAGAAGAUAAAUAUCACAUCUCCACUAAGAGAUCCAUCAUCUCCACUGAGAGAGCCAUCAAUCUGUUCCUCUGUCUGUCUGAAAUGAAUGACCAGUCUCUCUCCAGAGAGAUUCAGAAGUAUCUAAACUCAGAGAGACACUCAGAGGAGAAGCUCUCUCCUGGACAGUGUUCAGCACUAGCCUGCAUGUUUCUGACCUCAGAGGAGGUUCUGGAUGAGCUGGAUCUGAAGAAAUACAACACAUCAGAGGAGGGUUAUAGGAGACUGAUCCCAGCUCUGACUGUCUGCAGAAAAGCUCGACUAGCCAGGUGUGGUCUCACCACAAGUUCCUGUGAGAAUCUAUCAUCAGCUCUUCAAUCCAUAAACUCAUCUCUGAAAGAGCUAGACCUAAGUAACAAUGACCUUCAGGAUUCAUUUGUGGACCUGCUCUCUGCUGGACUGAAGAGCUCACACUGUAAACUAGAGAUACUCAGACUAGAUAGGUGUGGUCUCACCACAAGUUCCUGUGAGAAUCUUUCAUCUGCUCUACAAUCUGUAAACUUGUCUCUGGCAGAGCUGGACCUGAGUAACAAUGACCUUCAGGAUUCAGGAGUGAAGCUUCUGUGUGCUGGGCUGAAGAACUCACACUGUAAACUGAAGACACUCAGACUACACAUCUGUAGUCUUGGUGCAAAAGCUUGUGAAAAUCUGGGAUCAGCUCUACAAUCACCAUACUCCUCCCUGAAAGUGCUGGACCCCAGUAACAAUGACUUGCAGGAUUCAGGAGUUGAGAUGCUCUCUGCUGGACUAAAGAGUUCAUUUUGUAAACUGGAGACUCUCAGAUUGUCUGGCUGCAUGGUUACAAAUAAAGGCUGUUCUUCUCUGGCUUCAGCUCUGAAAUCAAACCACUCCCACCUGAGAGAACUGGAUCUGACAUAUAAUCACCCAGGAGAGUCUGGAGUGAAGCUGCUGUCUGUUCUACUGGAGGAUCCACAUUGUAAACUGGAGAAACUACAACUUACCCAGAUGUUGGUCGCAUUGUGCCAAACACCAGCAACUAAGAAGGAGAAGAGUUUCAAAGUAUUUGUUUGAAGCUACAUCAACAUUUAGGAAGGUAAGAUCUGACUGUGUAAUCAUAGCCUUUACAAUGUUUGUGUACAAGCAAAUGCUAGCGUAGCAAUGCUGCUAACAUUCUGUGUCUUUGUGUCAAUUUUCCUAACGUCAUUGUCGAUCUCAAUUUCAGACAAGGAUUCAAAGACAGGAGAGAUAACCAUUAGGGCUGAGAGUUAUAGAUCAAUGAGCAUAAGGGAAAGUUAUAGUGCUGGUUCAGUGCAGGCUGGUUCCUGAGACAGGGUCCUGUGUUUCUGUGAAUCAUAUCAAUGCUGUGAAUCCAAUACUGCAAAAGGCUACUUUAGUUCGUAUUUCAUAUGAUAUCCUAUGAAUAAUACUAGUGUGUAAAAAUCUGUAAAAACAAUGGGAUUCACAGAAACUAAAUUGGGUUGUCACUUCUUUUCCAUUGUAUUGUUGUGCUCCUUGUUAUUUUAAAUGAGUGAAGUGAGAUUAAUAAUGAUUUGGCAACAAUUUUAUCCUUUAUACAUUUAGUGCAUAUGAACUGUUCUUUGUUUCAUAUUUUUUUCAGACCCUAUCACUGUACAUGUGUUCUCUUUUAUAAUAAAAGCUGUUUGAAGUAACUGAGCUAACAGAACUAACUGAACUAGGGAAAGUUAUGCUGCAGCUUCAGGGCAGGCUGGUUCAUGAGACAGGUUCCUAUUCUUCAAAUCAAAUUUCUGUGAAUCAUAUCAAUGCUGUGAAUCUAAUGCUGCUAACCCUGUAGACAUUCUCCUUUAUAACAAAAGUUCACUCAUGUAUCAUUUAGAAAUAACAUUUUAUUGUUUAACUGCAUGUGCAGCACUUACAGUAUGUAUUGUAACAGAUUUGUGUAUUCCCAUCCUGUGCAGCUACAAAGCUGCCAGUGUACCUGUGUGGCAGGUACAGCUUUGUACAACCAUGUGGCAGCACUUUUGUACCAGAUGGCACAUUAUUCUGACCUGAAGCCCACCUCUGUUCCCCCCAAAACUGACCUUUUUUUUAUUGUUAUCUCUACUUUCCUCGAUAAAUAGAUUGAAAAUUUACUUGAAAGUAAGCUUAAUUAAUUGUAAAAAGUGACAAAUUCCAUUUACUGUUUAUCGUAAAUAGUAAUAAUUAAAAUAUUUUAUCAUUUCAUUCAUUUAUUAGAGCUCAGUAAGUUACAGCUGUUACAUCAAUGAAAUUUGCUGUUACGCAUUGCAUUUCAUAAUUGUAAACGUGCCUUGAGUUUUUGUAAAAAAACGCAGCAACAGUAUGAAUAGCGGAAGUAUUGUAGCUGGCUGAGAUUUUCCCGGAAUUACGUCAGCACUCUGUGUGCAUAUAGCCUAUUCCAAUGAGAAGCUGGAGAAUGAGAAGCUGACUUCAGCCUUUCUACUUGUUGCAGGUUAAACGUAUCAGGAAACCAGCUGGAGUGAUUAUAAAUGCAAA